UAUCCCACCGCGGGCUACGCUUCUCAGUCGCUGCAGUCACGCUCUCUCCCUCUCUCGUGCGUUGCAGCCAAUGCUCUACUCACCCCAAUGCACUGGCGAAGCGCGCUCUCAGGAGAGCCUGUGCACGAGGCGGGAGGUAUGCACGUCAGCUGCCCGCGAGUCAGUGAGGGUCUCUCUACUACCGGCUGCACGCAGACCCGGUAGGCUAGGAAAAUGAAAUAGAAGUCACUAACUUGCAAGGGCAAUAUACCUGCUCCCUUUUGGAACGACUGGAGAUCUUUAUUUUGCCUUUCAUUUCGUAUAAGCUGUUGCACUGGAUUUUCCCAAUUUCUAAAUAACGGGAGCAAAAAUGGAUUUCGAGGAAAAACCAACUGUACAAUAACGUUAAAUUGCACAAUUUUAUUCUUGCACAACGACUUGGUCAGGUGCGGAUGCUGAGGUUUGGUGCCUUGAUUUAAAACAUUUUAUGUCAGUACUUUUGCCGGAAUUGGAAUUAUACGCAUGGAGAAGGCUACGCCGCCACAGUCUCUGGUUCAGCUGACGAUGUCCAAGAGCGCCGAAAGUCCGGCGGAGGAUAUCUCCAAGCUGUCGGACGAGGAUCUGUUGAAGUGGAGCAAGGAGGACCUUGUGCGGAGACUCCGAAGGGCGGAAGCUGACAAGAUGAGUAUAAUUUUGGAACACGGGAAUUUGAUCCGCGAGGUGAACCGCAGCCUCCAGCUCCACCUGAACGAGAUCAGAGGGCUAAAGGACGUGAACCAGAAGCUGCAGGAGGACAACCAGGAGCUGCGCGACCUGUGCUGUUUCCUGGACGACGACCGGCAGAAGGGCAAGCGGGUGUCGCGGGAGUGGCAGCGGCUGGGCCGCUACAGUGCCGGCAUCAUGCGCAAGGAGGUGACGCUCUACCUGCAGCGGCUGAAGGAGCUGGAGGCGCGCCAGGAGGAGGUGCUGAAGGAGAACCUGGAGCUGAAGGAGCUGUGCCUGAUGCUGGACGAGGAGAGGGGGUCCGGCGGGCCGGCGGGGGGAGGGGCGGGGGGCUGCCGAAGCUCCAUCGACAGCCAGAGCAGCCUGCUGGUCCCCGGGGCGGGGCUCCUGCGGGACGUCGGGGACGGGAGCAGCACCUCCAGCGCCGGGAGCACGGACAGCCCCGACCACCUGCACCACAAGCAGCAGCUCCCCGACCACCUGCAGCGGGGGCCCCGCGGGGCCGGGGGCCCCGGGCUGUGCGGGGAGGGCCCCUGCCCCGAGCACCCGGGCCGGCUCCGGAGCACCAGCCUGGACUACCCCUUCACCAUCCCGCCGCCGUCCCGCCCCCGCUGCGGCUCCGUGUCCAGCCCCGACCACCGGUCCCUGCGCGGCCACAGCCCCGAGAAGCUGGGCAAGGGCUUCGGCCGCCGCAGCCCCGAGCAGAGGCCCCCCCACAAGCUCCUCCUGGGCUCCUGCCCCGGCAGCCCCGAGCACUACCCCAAACACCGGGGCGGCGGGUUGGGGAGCGCCUGCGGCAGCCCCGAGCCCAAGCAGUCCCUGCCCGGGACGCCCGACCACCACCAGAAGGGCCGGGUGGGGCUGGGCAGCCCCGAGCCCCUCAGGCACCAGUACGGGCCCGGCGGCGGGGAGCACGUCAAGUUCGGCAGCCCCGGCAGGGAGGCCCCGCAGAGGAGGCCCGUGGGAGACGAGCUGUCGCCGCAUCACCGGAGCCUCUACAACGGCAUGAACGCUUUGAUAUCGGCGGGUUGCUGCACUACGAACUGCAGAAGUGUAAAGCUUUGGGACAGCUUCGACGCGUCCUCUUGACCCUAGCCCUCCCCGGACGUGCGCUGAGAGGUUUUUUCGCCAGUCCCCUUCAGAGGCGAAACCCGGUGAACCCCGCCCCCCACACCCCCCACCCCCCCACUCCCCCCCCCCUCCUUGAAUUACCGCGUCGACGUCCAGCGGAAGCACCGAUUCGCCGCGAUCCUCCAAGCUCUUCUCCCAUUGGCCCACGAUCUUCAUACCUCUCUCUUAUGUUCCAUUCCUACAUAUCAAACAAAAAAAAAACAAACAAAACAAAAUAAAAAUUAAAAAAAAACCUGGAAUCGCCAUCCUUUUAGGACAUGGACUAAAAUCCCCGGGACUGCCAAGCGGAUUAAUGAGUGAGACGUGGGAUUUUUCCUCUGCCAACUACAAAGUUUCCUACCUCGCGCGAAGAAAAGAAAAAGUUACAAAAAAAAACGUAAAGUGUUGGAAACGAUUGAAGUGGGACGCGAAAACAGUCCACCCUUAUUGUUUACAGUCAACUGGAGCGGUUAUGUGCUGGGGGUAAUUCAUCUUCUGAUAAUUCUCUCUCUCUCAUUCCUCAGUCUGCUGCGCUCUCUCUCACCACCCCCCCCCCCACCCCCCU
This is a messenger RNA of Anguilla rostrata (American eel), 2377 nucleotides long. RefSeq names its product coiled-coil domain-containing protein 85A-like. Bases 502 to 1791 code for a protein of 429 amino acids. The transcript is spliced from 4 exons. NCBI's taxonomy places the organism in Eukaryota, Metazoa, Chordata, Actinopteri, Anguilliformes, Anguillidae. The record is from RefSeq and is a predicted model, not a curated record.